Pteropus alecto (black flying fox) is the source of this 3305-nucleotide messenger RNA. RefSeq names its product zinc finger protein 709. The coding region runs from base 155 to 1882 and encodes 575 amino acids. Lineage: Eukaryota; Metazoa; Chordata; Mammalia; Chiroptera; Pteropodidae. The record is from RefSeq and is a predicted model, not a curated record. Gene Ontology annotation, biological process: regulation of transcription by RNA polymerase II. Gene Ontology annotation, molecular function: DNA-binding transcription factor activity; RNA polymerase II cis-regulatory region sequence-specific DNA binding. The transcript is spliced from 4 exons.
CGUGGGCGUCUCAACUGCGUCCUGCGGCUCCCAGAGUCUGGUGUUGCCUGCGGUUGAUGGUCCCUGGUGGCUCUGUCGCAACCUCUGUCACGCUGUGAUCUGCACUGGUCUUGGAGUCGUAGGAAGGACUCAGGGAGACGCAGGAAACCUAGAAAUGGACUCAGUGACCUUUGAGGAUGUGGCUGUGACCUUCACCCCGGAGGAGUGGGCUUUACUGGAUCCUUCACAGAAGAAACUCUAUAGAGAUGUGAUGCGGGAAACCAUCAGGAACCUGGCCUCAGUGGGAAAAGAAUGGAAAGGUCCUGACAUUGACGAUCAGUACAAAAACCAGGGGAGAAUACUAAGAACUCAAAUGGUAGAGAGACUCUGUGAAAGUAAAGAGGUUAGUCAACGUGGAGAACACUUCAGCCUUAUUACAGAUUUCAAUCUGAAGAAGAAAACUACUGGAAUAAAUCCAUGUGAGCACAGUUCAUGUGGAAAAGACUUGGUGUGUCAUUCAUCCCUUGAUGGACUCAUCACAUGUCACACUGGACACAAGCCCUAUGAGUAUCUGAAAUGUGGAGAGAAGCCAUAUAAAUGUAAUGUAUGUGAGAAAGCUUUUAGUUAUCUCCAGUGCUUUGAACAACAUGAAAGAACUCACAACGGAGAGAAAACCGAUACAUGUAAGGAAUGUGGGAAAAUCUUCAGUUGUUCAAGCUCACUUCAAUUACAUGAAAGAACUCACACUGGAGAGAAACUCUAUGAAUGUAAACAAUGUGGUAAAGCCUUCAGUAUUUCUAGUUCUCUUCGAAUGCGUGAAAUAGCUCACAGUGGAGAGAAACCCUAUGAAUGUGAGGAAUGUAGUAAAGCCUUCAGAUAUUAUCAGAGUUUUCAAACACAUGAAAGACAUCACACUGGAGAGAAACCCUAUGAAUGUGAAAAAUGUAGUAAAGCAUUUAGUUGUCUCAGUUAUCUUCGAAAACAUGAAAGAACCCACAUAACAGAGAAACCCUAUGAAUGUAAGCUAUGUAGUAAAACAUUCAGGUAUCCCAGUUAUCUUCAAAUACAUGAAAGAACUCACAGUGAAGAGAAACCCUACGAAUGUAAAAUAUGUAAUAAAACAUUUAGUUGUCUCAGUUAUCUUCGAAAACAUAAAAGAACUCAUACCGGAGAGAAACCCUAUGAAUGUAAGGAAUGUGGAAAAGCCUUCAGAUGUUACCAAAGUCUUCAAACACAUGAAAGAAGUCACACUGGAGAGAAACCCUACGAAUGUAAACUAUGUGGUAAAGCAUUCAGGUGUCUCAGUGAUCUUCGAAGACAUGAAAGAACUCACAUAACAGAGAAACCCUAUGAAUGUAAAAUAUGUCAUAAAGCAUUUAGAUGUCCCAGUUAUCUUCAGAUACAUGAAAGAAAUCACACAGGAGAGAAACCCUAUGAAUGUAAAAUUUGUAGUAAAGCAUUCAGAUAUCCCAGUUAUCUUCAAAUACAUGAAAAAACUCACAUAACAGAGAAACCCUAUGAAUGUAAAAUAUGUCAUAAAACAUUUAGAUGUCCCAGUUAUCUUCGAACACAUGAAAGAACUCACACUGGAGAGAAACCCUAUGUGUGUAAAAUAUGUAGUAAAGCAUUUAGAUAUCUCAGUUAUCUUCAAAUACACGAAAGAACUCACACUGGAGAGAAACCUUAUGAAUGUAAGGAAUGUGGAAAAGCCUUUAGUUAUCAUACAAACUUUCGAAGACACCUGACAAUGCACACUAAAGAGAAACCAUAUAAAAGUGCAGAAUGUGAACAAGACUUCAGUUAUCCCAGUUCCUUUCAAACACAUGAAAGUACAUACUGGAUAAAACCUCUUGAAUUUAUACAGCAUGGGAAAGACUUGUAUUGGCCCGUAUCUUUACACUGAAACUUCCAGAGGAGAACAGAAGUGUAACAUGAGAAAACUUGAUAGAAGUUAAUCCAUAUAUAACGUGCCAGAAAAGUUUCAACGUGAAACAGUUCUUAUUCAAGUUGUAAGUACAUUGUUUUUCCUAAACCUCUCUUUAAAAGUGCAUUAUUGGACCUUGGAUUGCUACUAAUUAUGUUCAGAAAUGAAUAAUCAGGUGUAAGAUAAUUCUAAGAGUUGUCUUUCAACAAUAGUAUGUAAGAUUAAUAUUGCUUUUUUCUUAAAAUGUUAAUAAUACGUCUCUAUUUUGAAACCUGUUAGAUUCGUGGGUGAUUGAAAUGUAUUUCUUAUAUGCAAUUAUGUUAAAAAAAAUUUUUUUAUAAUGCUUUGUUUGUUCUGUGUUAAGGGACCAUUAAAAAAGAACAGUUUAGUAGUUGGAUUUUCGUAGUAGCCUUGUGGCAAUUCAUGUCCUUAGAUUAUUAUAUAUAGUCUACCUUUCCCUCUGCUAAAGCUCCUUUUGGGGGAUGAUGGAUAUGAAAGCCUUUUUUCAUUUUACAUACUGAGAAAUAUUGGGAAUAAAUUUUAUGAAUGGCAAUUUUAUGAAAUAAUAUAGUUUCAUGUGAAUAUUAUUUUUAUAUUUGUGCCUUUGCUUUUUAUCCUUCCUUCUGACUAGUAGUUGGUGAAUUGACUUUGAUUUAAGAAGAGGGACCUGUAUUAGAGUAACAAAAUCUACAGUGGGAAAUAUUUCCCUUGUGGAUAAUGUUAGGAACUUGAUUUUCCAGAAACCAUCCCUUUUAUGAUUCCAUGUUAGAAUUCCUUAGUAACCUCACUUGCAUUAGAUUUGAAAGGCAAAAACAAGACAGUCAGAUUUUGGAGCCACCAUUUGGACAGACAGAUAUAUAGGACCUUCAAGGACACCACCUUCCAUUCCAUUUUUUGGAUGCUUUAACUUUCCAAUCAAGACUACCCUCACAACCUCUACCAACUGUCUAAUAUCCAUUUUCUGAGAGGUAUAACUUUCUGCUGAUGUCUUCCCAAGACUCACAUCAAAGGUGCAUUGGAGUCUGGAGUCUUGCGUCAGCCCUCUUGUGUCCACCAGGAAACUGAUUCAGACUUUCAUGCUAUGUCUGAUUCCUUCUUCUCUAGAUUAUAUCCGUAUAAGGUCUCACUUGUAUACAAAACAUCUUAUGCUGUUAAUAGUGCAAUGAGCAUGUUUUCCUGAUUGACCAUGACAUCUACAAUGGGGCCAUCAACAAGAAGAACAUGGGAAUCUUUUUCUCUAUUGCAUGUGCAAUGGCUGCCUUGACUCAGUCCUUCCAUGUGAAAAAAAAAAGCACCUUCCUCCUAUCAGGAAGACUGCGGGUGUUUCCUGUUGCUUGUAGCUGAAUGUAAUCCCUCAAUAUGCUUUCAGUUGUGUUUGAUUGUAUGUGAUUAAAGGUAUGUG